Molecule: messenger RNA, 3066 nt
Organism: Malassezia globosa CBS 7966
Lineage: Eukaryota; Fungi; Basidiomycota; Malasseziomycetes; Malasseziales; Malasseziaceae
Exons: 1
Coding region: 1-3066 (1021 amino acids)
Source: RefSeq, a predicted model, not a curated record
AUGUCCUGGGGUCGACGGAGCCACAGCGAUCGGCCCACGACAUGGCAUGCCCGAACGCCGCGGCGCUCCGCAUUUGAAAACUUUGACGAGUCGUGCUGGCUCGAUGGUGUUCGAGAGAACUUGCGCAGUGCCUUGCUGCAUCGAUCUGCGCCGUCAAGCCCGCACUCCGCUUACGUCGCGCACGCUACAGAAGAUGCAGACACCGCGGACGUCCCUUUCGUGCGCGCACAAAAACGGCGCCGCAUCUUGACACUUUCAUCAUCUUCUGAAGGAGAAGAGGAGGAGGAGGAAGAGGAAGAGCCACCUGUCGAGGAAGACGUGCGCGCCAAAAGCCACUUUCAUCGCACUGCCCAGGCACUUGAAGAGCUCCUGUCUCUUGGCGGUGUUGUAGAUGACGAGCAGCAAGGUCCUGUGCACUUGGACGGAUUUGCAGAACAAGUGUGGCGCGUUGAUAAGCCGCCGAAUGAAGUAUCAUCUCCAGCGCAUGGAUCGGCGUCCUCUUUGUUUUCGUCCUUCAUGAAUGCCAAGACUGGUAUCGUAGACGUCGAUGCGUUGCUUCGUUCGCGUGCCAGUCCUACAAAGACACCAAAGCGCAUCAUUGAAGUGCUGGAUUCUAACCAGAAUGCCACGGAAUCGGGGAGCGCAUCUUCAGAUCAAGAGUCCGAGGUGGAUCAAGACACUGAGCGAGAUGAUGAGGAUGUGCUCGAGGAGGAAGUCGACGAUGACGACCAGGAUGAAGCAGAAGAGGAAAGUGAUAUAGACGAUGAUCUCGAUGGAGAAGAAAAGACUGGCGAUGCUAAUGACUCGAGCGCUCAAAAGGCACUUGAAGUUGCGAAUGUGAACAAAGACGAGGAACAGGGCACAGGUAAUCAAGCGGUCGAUCCUGAGCAGGAAAAAGGCCGGGCAAAAGGCAAGGCGAGAUUCGGCGAUGUGACGGACAACACGCAUUCAGUUGAUCCACCUGUGAGCGAGGUGACCCAUCACGACAACCUGAUUUAUUUCUCUCAUGACAACCGUGACACGCCUCCUGAGGCCGAGAGUGACUCCGUAUCCCUCUUUCAUCAUCUUGCUCAUCAGGAUGUCUUUUCUAUCUCGGGCAUUCAUGCUUCUCAUUCGAGCGAUCCAUUUGUUUCGCAUCAUGACAAAUGCGUAGUUCAUACGCAUGAUUUGGAUACCGAAAGGCAUGCACCGGCUCUUGCUGACUCGCUCCUUUCGACUGAUUCAGCGUAUGAAAACCUGUCUUAUUCACCUGAAAUGCCGUCCAUGUUAGCAUCGGCGUCUUCUCAACUGACCAAUCCAGUCGCAACAAGACUAUUAAUGGACUCUCAUGCGCCGAUCGUUGUACUCUCUGACAGUGAUGAGGACAGUGGUCCCAUUCUAUCUAGUAUACCAAUGGGUCACGAGCCUAGGCAGGUGGAUGGAGAAGCUAGUUUGUCCGACAACGUUGAAGAUUGGGAUGACUUCGUCGAAGAAGACGAGCUCCAUGCGCCCUCUACACAAGGCGAAGAAGAGCAUGCUGCCUUUGACGAAAAUGAGUCCGAAGAGAAUGAGCCACAAGAAGAACAUCUGGACGUGCAACAUUUCGAUGGACGUGCGCCAGAGACUGAACUCAAUAAGUCUGCCUAUGCGAGUGUGGACUACGGACAUACAAAUUCCCCAGAUGGUCCAGUGCACACGGACAUGAAAAUCGAGCCCCGCACAGAGGCUACUGCUGUUGAUCAACUAUCUGCAGAGAACCAUGUGCAGCCACAGCCCCCGCUGUCGAAAAGCUCCACACAUGAUAGUGAUCAUAUACCCGAGUCGGUGCACUUGAACACUAUGGAUGCUGCUUCGUUCUCGCCAAAUCGAGAUGAAGAGACUGGGCAGCAAAAUGCUGAUGAUAUAAGGACGAUGGAUCGUUUUAACCAAGCUCCAGCCCGAAACCGUCCGAAUGCAACGGAUAAAAUUGCAAGCGUAGAUGUAUCAUCAUCGAAUCUAUCUCAUGCAGACGCGUCAAUGCUCAAAUCAUCAAACGUGGAUGUGAAAGGUUCAACUCAUGAAUGCGACGAAGAACCUGGAAGAAGGACACAACAGCCGUUGCACACCGAGUCGCUCGAAGCAUCAUUGAAUGAGCCGCUGAAACAAGCCCCAGACUAUUCAAGCUACGAACAAGACACAGCGUUCGAUGCUCAUGUACGCGAAUCAACAGAGCGGCAUCACAUGGGCAACGAAGAUGCUGAUGGUGAUUCAGCGCAAGAGUCAAAAUGUACGGAAACAAGUCCAAAAGCAGAGUCUCAAAAAGACUCGAUGCAUCAUGCAAAUACAGCAGCCGACAAAAAGAAAGAAGAGAAAGACAAAGAUGAGGGAGAGAGAUGGGAGGAAAACAAGAUAAAAGAAGGAACAAAGACGGAUGAUGGGAGAGAGACAGAAUCCUUGACAGAAUCGCAUCAGGAUCUUCCUGAGAGCUCUCAUGGAGCCAGUGGACCCACAGAAAGUCCCGACACACAGAAAGCGUCUUCUGCUUCUAAGGCGAAGACUGAUGUCUCUCCUUCGCAUGAAUCCACUCUAGAGGGAUGGCGUGCUGAAAACCCAGUUGCUUCCUCACAUGUACAGCACGAAGCCUCACAGGAUGUGGCUGACUCGAGUAUGGAGCUUCCCAUUACUCAAUCGAAAAGCCCACAUUGCACACGCUCGCAUUGUCCAUUGCAACGCCUUACUCUCACACAGUGUACAGGUACACCAACCUUCCUUGUCCGCUCAUGCACGCUGGAUCCACAGGUCUUGGAGGAAGAGGGCGCUGAACAGCAUGAUGUUCUCUUGGAUAGCCUCGAGAUGCAGCCACUCGAUGCUGAUGCUCUACCAGAACCUGUCUACCAUAAGCUAUGCCGAAUUGUUGGUCCAAGCAUGCUGGAAGAUGUGUAUGUUUUGCCCAAGAGCAUGGCGGAGCAGUGGAUGCGCUCCGAUGAAAAGGAGCAAGAGACAGAACGGAAACGUUCUCGCCGGUCGUCACCAGUCUCGCCUCUUCGUAUGCGGCUUCGAACGCCGCAGGAACGCCGGCGACCGAGGUAUUAUACACCUGACGCAUAA